Melampsora larici-populina 98AG31 is the source of this 417-nucleotide messenger RNA. RefSeq lists its product as uncharacterized. The transcript is spliced from 2 exons. Bases 1 to 417 code for a protein of 138 amino acids. Lineage: Eukaryota; Fungi; Basidiomycota; Pucciniomycetes; Pucciniales; Melampsoraceae. The record is from RefSeq and is a predicted model, not a curated record.
AUGGGUAUCACUAACAAUCGGUAUUCCUUACCAUCAAAUCUCGGACUAGACGAAGCAGAUCAACCACUUUGGUUGGAAGAAGCUGAAAAAGCAAAGACUCUGAUUCGUGAGGGGCAAGCAAACACAGCAGCAAAGCGACUCAGACUGGAAGCUGAAACAGGUCUUCCAUUAAAUAAUAAACGAGCUCCAACAAUUUCAACUCCAUUGGCUAGUUUACAAGACCGAUUGACUGCCAAUACUCGAAGAACUCUCGACCCUUUUUUAUCUUCUUUCUCUUCUCGAUCUAUUGCAACCUCUCGUCUUCGCUCUUGGCUUGGUUCAUCUCACAUUGUCGUCCGGCCUACACUCUCUAAAUCAUCAUCUAGUUCUAUUCUCAAAGCGCCGACCCCUCAAAAACCCAAGCUUGAACAAAAGUGA